AAAAAAAAAAAAGAAAAUGGAAAUUACGGGUUAUCAUAAAGCAGUACAGUUGCGAGGAGAAGUCCCUCCUGUCAGUCAGCUUUGAACGAUCCUUUGAAGAUUCUACAGCGUUAGUGUAUACAAAUACAACCACAACUCCCUUACUUCCGCAUCAUCUUUUUACAACAUCGACACUUGUUAGUCUCUUUCCAUAGUUUCAGCUCUCAAAUGGCUGCGAAACACAAUCCUGGUGAACCUAAAGAUGAUGCCUCAUACACAAAAGGAGGGUCUCAAGCUAAUAUCUCCUUAGUCGUUUGCUUUGGAGAAAUGUUGAUUGAUUUUGUGCCAACAGUUGGUGGAGUUUCACUAGCUGAAGCACCCGCUUUCAAGAAGGCUCCUGGUGGUGCUCCUGCUAAUGUGGCUGUUUGCAUAUCAAGACUAGGUGGUUCUUCAGCUUUUAUAGGCAAGUUAGGUGACGAUGAUUUUGGCUAUAUGUUGGCUGACAUUUUAAAACAAAACAACGUUGAUAAUUCUGGUGUGCGAUUUGAUUCUAGUGCAAGGACUGCGCUGGCAUUUGUUACUCUCAGAGCUGACGGUGAACGUGAAUUCUUAUUUUUCCGUCAUCCGAGUGCAGACAUGCUUCUUCAUGAGUCAGAACUAGAUAUAAAUCUCCUAGAGCAGGCAAGGAUCUUUCAUUAUGGUUCAAUUAGUUUGAUUGCAGAACCAUGCAGGUCAGCUCAUCUUGCCGCAAUGAGGAUUGCCAAAAACUCUGGCAGCAUCCUUUCUUAUGAUCCAAAUUUGAGAUUGGCUUUGUGGCCAUCAGCAGACGCUGCUCGGGAAGGCAUAAUGAGUAUCUGGGAACAAGCUGAUGUUAUUAAGAUAAGUGAGGAGGAAAUCACAUUCUUAACUGGAGGUGAUGAUCCUAAUGAUGAUAAAGUGGUCUUAAAGAAGCUUUUUCAUCCUAAUCUGAAGCUUCUGAUUGUAACUGAAGGCUCAGAGGGCUGUAGAUACUACACGAAGGAGUUUAAGGGCAGGGUAGCUAGUGUUCAAGUGAAACCUGUUGACACAACUGGUGCAGGUGAUGCCUUUGUCGGUGGGAUUCUCAGCAGCCUAGCUGCUGAUACAAGUGUUCUCAAGGAUGAGAAGCGCUUAAGAGAGGCUCUUCUUUUUGCAAAUGCCUGUGGUGCUGUCACUGUAACAGAGAGAGGUGCAAUCCCUGCCCUACCCACCAGAGAAGAUGUCCUCAAACUCUUAGAGGAAGUCCUUGCAUGAUAUAAACUGUGACAAGAUAUUCAUUUUCUUUCUUGUAUUUAGCUGCUUAUUUUAAAGUCCUUCAUAGUUAAACAACCUUUUUGCCCCAUUUAUUCUUGGCUUGCUUCAUUUCUUCUAUAUACCGACGAGCAAAAAAGGGUUGUAAUAAGGGCGCCCCCCUCUCUCUCUCUCUCUUUUCAGCUGGGCCUUUUUUGGUCUCUAAUGUUGUAGAUUUGUUCGUUUACUAAAACGUUGACAGUAAGUUUGAUCUCAUCAUGGAUAUAUUCAUACAUGUUACCAUUACAAGCAUUGGAGCUAAUACUCUGGGUUUUGAAUGUUUCGUGA
Molecule: messenger RNA, 1575 nt
Organism: Jatropha curcas
Lineage: Eukaryota; Viridiplantae; Streptophyta; Magnoliopsida; Malpighiales; Euphorbiaceae
Product: pfkB-like carbohydrate kinase family protein
Biological process (GO): fructose metabolic process
Cellular component (GO): cytosol
Molecular function (GO): fructokinase activity
Source: RefSeq, a predicted model, not a curated record